Messenger RNA from Caenorhabditis sp. 36 PRJEB53466, 810 nucleotides. The record is from the annotation of a GenBank genome assembly. NCBI's taxonomy places the organism in Eukaryota, Metazoa, Nematoda, Chromadorea, Rhabditida, Rhabditidae.
AUGGCCGGAAAGAUGAUCGCCAACGUCAAGGGAAUCAACGAGUUCACAGAGGACUCGUUCGUUGUUCGCAAGGAGCAGGCCGCAGAAAUCGAACUGGAAACGGAAGCCCCGAAGGACGGGAUCACCCUCGAAGAGGAGAACGAGAUGCUCAGGCGUCUUCUGGCUGAGGCGAACCGGAAGGCGGAGCAUCGAAUCUCCAGAACGUUUUUCCGAAUGGAACUGGCGGCGAAGAAGAAGCUCGUGGAGGAGAACGAGAGGCUCAGAUGGGAGGCGAGAGAAAUGACCAUCAAAAUGAAGGAGAUGGAGAAGAAAAUGGAGAAGACGGUGAAGAAGGUUGACAAGUACAAGGCCGCGCUGAAAACAGAGUACGAUAAGAACGACAAGGAGAUGGAUCGGGUCAUCGGGAUCUGGAGCUCGCGAGGGCAGAAGCGGCGAAGCUGAAGAAGCAAUUGGAAGAGCAGCAGGAGCAGGAGGAUCCGGAGGCGGAUCUGAACAAUGCGAUGAUCGUUGUGGAGACCGAGAGCGAGAACAUCGAGAGGAUCAAGCCGACGGAGAACGAAGACGACGAGCCGUCCGAUCCGUGGGAGUCCUGCGAAGCCUGCGGAAUCGACUACGGCGAGUACGACGAACGAUCGCCCACCUAUCUCGGUUAGUGAUUGUCAUAAUUCUAACGGUUUCAAAAACUAAACGAUUUCAGAUUGCGGCCACAUAAUCUGCGCGGAAUGCACGGAUUACCUGGCGAUCGGAGAGCAGCUUCAGUGCCCAUUCGACCUGCGCUUCACGAAGAUCGACGUUUCUAAUUGUGAGUGA